Puccinia triticina is the source of this 2649-nucleotide messenger RNA. RefSeq lists its product as uncharacterized. The record is from RefSeq and is a predicted model, not a curated record. The coding region runs from base 1 to 2649 and encodes 882 amino acids. Lineage: Eukaryota; Fungi; Basidiomycota; Pucciniomycetes; Pucciniales; Pucciniaceae. The transcript is spliced from 3 exons.
AUGGCCAGCCGAAUACCAGAACAGCACGAACAGAUACCGCCAACCCACCGCAGAUCUCACUCCCUCCAGGCAUCCACCCUCCGCCCAGCCUACCACUCCCGAUCACACUCAUCCACCGAACACCACCCGCCCUCACCCAACUCAGACGAACAGUCCCCCCCAUCCUCAGACUCAUCCCUCGCCGAGCUCCACCACCAGAAAAAAUACCACCGCCACCACCAGCCCAGCAAAGACCAUCUGCUCACCCACCACCUCAAACACCCGCACACCCACAACACCCACCACGCCUCCCGGAGAGCAAACGCCAUCCUCAUCGCCGCACUCACCAUCACCGCAUCCCUCUCCUCCAUCCUGCUCGCCAUCGCCACCACCCAGCUCGCCCAGCUGCCCCUCGCAACCCUGCCCAUCCUCGAGUUCCUCGCCCUCUCCCUCAUCACCCGCCUGCCCAUCCUCAACCUCCACAUCCAGAACCCCUCCGACCCCUCACAGCCACAACCCCCAGCUACCCAAUCGGCCGCCUCAUCCCCCCCGUCUACCCAUCCCCGCCCAUACAGAUUCGCCGGAUGGAGACUCCUCCUCAGGUUCACCCUCCCCACAGCCCUCCUCAGCCUGCUCUCCUCCUGGGCACGCACCGAAAUCGCCGGCCGCGCAGGGUGCGGGACAUGGCAAGCCUUUGACAUCUAUGCGCUGCCGAUCGCCGUCCUGGCCCUCUCCCGUCUGCCGUCGAUCAAGCAGCCGAGCCCGCAACUAGUGGGCACAGUAUCCGUCCUGGCGUUCACAGUGACGCUGCAAUUCUACGGCGGGGCGCGAGUGUACCCGUUCCAGAUCGUCCUGGGGGUGCUUUCGGCGACGAGCCAGGCGCUGUAUCUGGCCCAUCUGAAGACGUGGCUGCUGUCCUUCCCCCAGCAGAGUCCGACGCGUGCGCUGGCCCACUCGGCGCCCCUGGCGCUGCUGAUGGUCGUCCUCCCGCUACUGGCGACGACGGUGUACGAGACGCUGGUGAGUCGGACGGGGCCGACGGGCGUGGUUGGGCGUUUGUCGAUGGACGGCGCGGUCUGGCUGGCGCUGUAUCUGGUCGCACGGCUGGCGGAGCGGCUGCUCGAGCUCUGGAUCGUCGCCCGUUUCCGCUCCCCGAUGGCCGUCCUGCUGGUCGUCCCGCCCCGUAACCUGCUCUCGCUGGGCCUCGCGGAAGCCUUCCGGGUCUAUGUCGGCCGCCUGGGCUCGGCCCAAGCCGCCGUCAGCUACCUCGCCGCCAUCGCCGCCCUCGUCCAGGCCCUCCCCGACCUCGCCCGUCUCGGAACCCACGCCGCACUCGUCCUCCGCAACCGCUGCGCCUCCCAUCCCCGCCUCCUCCCCGCCAUCAGACGCAGGUCAUCCACUUACACCGACCACGACGCAGACACCGUCGUCGAGAAGUCGCCCGACCAGGAGCGCUCCUCCCUCGAGCACCACCGCCCGGACUCCCGCCCGCACAUCCACCACCAUCGUCGCCACCAACGCGACAACAACGACGACAACAACGACGAAGACGACGACGAGGAGGAAGAUGAUGGGUACGGCCGGCAGAGCUCUCCGGCGCGGUUCCGGAAGCCGUUCGGGGACGGGACCGGGUACCGAUGCCUGCGGAGACGCAGACAGAAGGCGGGCUGGGCGGGGCUGUUCCGGGUGGUGGCGUUUGGCCCGCUGUGUAUGCUGCUACUCCUGGAGCUUGUCUGGCAGCCGCCGGUAGGCGUGCCUGUCGCGGAGCCGUCGACGGGCACGCUGCGGAAGGCGGGCUCGGUGGACCUGGUGUUCUCGUAUUACAACGAGCCGCUGACGCGGUUCUUCGAGGCGGUCGACCACGUCCGUCGGCGCUCGGUGCUCUCGCUGCAGAACCCACGGGUGGUGGUGUACGUCAAGCAUCCGGACACCUCUCUGACGACGAUUGCGAAUGUGGUGGGGGCGGACGAGGUGGUGCGGCUGCCGAACGUGGGGCGAGAGGGCGGCACCUAUCUCACCCACAUCCUCAAGCACUACAACGCCUCCCUCGGCCCGCUCGCCUCGAGCGACCCGGCCGUGCUCGAGAGCCCCCAGUUCGGCACCGAGCGACUGCUCGCCGCUCCCCCCGUCCGCGGCCUCGCUGACCACACCGUCUUCAUGCAGCCCGAGAUCUCCUGGCAUUGGAUCGCCAAACCCCGCAUGGACCUCUUCGAUCCCUCCUCCACCGGCUUCCUCUCCUUCGGCCCCUAUCUCGUCUCCGUCUGUGGACAGGACGGGCUCGGGAACGGCAACUACGAGCGGAUGCGAGAUAUCUACACGAUGUUCUAUAACUCCUUCUGUCCUCCGACGGGCCAACUCGCAUCCUAUGCGGGCCAAUUUGUCGUUUCACGGCGCCGGAUCCUGGCGAACAGUUACACGCAGUACGGGCAGAUGCGGGCCCUGCUCGAGGCGCCGACGGGGCACUGGAUCCACCGGGAGGGCGGGUGGCUGAAGUGGAAGGGCGCGACGGACACGGGCCCCGCCGAGCCGCCCACCGGGCCCCGCGCGCCCUUCCUCGGCCACGCCCUCGAGCGCUCCUGGCCCGUCGUCUUCGGCUGCAGCGACCCCGCCGUCGCCGAGGCUUGUACCGACGACGUCAACGACAAGGCUCUCUGCCAGUGCUCUGAUUAA